Telopea speciosissima is the source of this 2082-nucleotide messenger RNA. RefSeq names its product LEAF RUST 10 DISEASE-RESISTANCE LOCUS RECEPTOR-LIKE PROTEIN KINASE-like 1.1. Bases 1 to 2082 code for a protein of 693 amino acids. The record is from RefSeq and is a predicted model, not a curated record. Lineage: Eukaryota; Viridiplantae; Streptophyta; Magnoliopsida; Proteales; Proteaceae. Gene Ontology annotation, biological process: protein phosphorylation. The transcript has 4 exons. Gene Ontology annotation, molecular function: ATP binding; protein kinase activity.
AUGAUGGGUGGUGAUUGUUCUAUCUGUUUUCCCUUCAUCAAUGCCGCCUUGUUUGUUAAUAAUCUUAAUGUUGCCUUAAUUCCCCUGUUCCUAAUUCGAAUAUUCCUCCAGCUUCCUAUUAUUAUCUCAGCAGCUACAGAAGAUGAACAGUUCUCAUAUUGUUGUGGUCAGGCCCAAUUCUGCGGGAACUUAAACAUCAGUUAUCCCUUCUUCAACGACAACUGGGGCUGUGGAUUAGAACGCCUUCAUUGCAUAAAUGUUUCCAUUCCAGUGAUCAAUUCCUGGGAUGAUCAGAAUUGUGUUAAUAAUAAUAUGUAUGAGGUUCAUAGCAUCGACUACACCAACAAGACCUUAUUAGCUCAUUACCUGAGGUUCACCCAAGCAGACUUGCUCAACGACAAUGAGAGAUGCAAGUUCCUCUUCAACAAUUUUACAACUAUGGGGCCAACCUUUUUCCAUCAUCUUUCAGCUCAAGUGAUAAGCCCCAAUCUUACACUAAGAGUAUGCAUUAAUGGCUCUCCUAACACAGAUUAUUGCAAAGUUGAGGCAAUACCAGCUGAUGUAACAACAGCAGAUGCACCUGCGCCACUUCCACCAAGUAGUACUACUCUCGAUAAUAAUCAAAGCUCUCCACCAUAUGACUGCAAAUUGGUUCAUCUUCCAGUGGAUGUGGUACCUACCACAUUCCAAUAUGGGCCGGUUGAUCAUGUCUCACAAUUAUUCACUGUUGGGUUUCGUCUUCGUUGGAUCCUUCCCCAACUAUGUAAUCAGUGUGAAGAGAAUGGAACCUUCUGUGUCAGCUACGACGAUGAAAGCUUUUUUUGUUCCAAUCCAAAAGAUAGAAUAUGGAAUUCAGAUCAAGGGAAGAAGACCCAAUCGAAGAUUAUUGGAAUAGGUAUUCCCGUAGGAGUUGCAGCAGGAAUCCUUUUGACAAGCAUAUUUUUCUACAUAAUCUACAAAUACCGGACUGAACAUAACCGUGGAGUACUCCGCACUUUCUCCUUGAAGACAGACCUUGGAAAGGGCAGCAGCCACUUUGGAAUCCCCAUCUUCUCCUACGCUGAGCUCGAAGAAGCCACUAAUAAUUUCAGUUCAGUUAAUGUACUCGGAGAUGGUGGCUCUGCUACUGUAUACCAUGGUAAGCUCCAAGAUGGACGUGUGGUUGCAAUCAAGAGGCUUUACAAUAACAACUACAAACAUGUUGAGAGGUUCAUGAAUGAAAUCGAGAUCCUCACUUGUUUGCGCCAUCGAAACCUUGUCACUCUUCAUGGGUGCACUUCAUAUCGCAGCCAAGAACUCCUCCUUGUUUAUGAGUUCAUUCCAAACGGCACUGUCGCUGAUCAUCUCCAUGGUGAUAGAAGGAAGGUUGGAUCACUCCCAUGGCCCGUCCGCAUGAGUAUAGCCAUAGAGACUGCAAGUGCACUCUCCUACCUCCACGCUUCUGAUAUCAUACACCGUGAUGUGAAAACAAGCAAUAUCCUCCUUGACAAUCAUUUCCAUGUCAAAGUUGCAGAUUUUGGGCUAUGCCGUCUGUUCCCUACUGAUGCUUCCUACGUCUCCACUGCUCCUCAAGGGACUCCAGGUUAUGUUGAUCCCGAGUAUCACCGAUCCUACCAGCUUACGGACAAGAGUGAUGUUUAUAGCUUUGGGGUGGUCUUGAUUGAGCUCAUAUCAUCUAAGCCCGCUAUAGAUACCAGUAGGCAUCGAGAUGAGAUUAAUUUGGCAAACAUGGCAAUGAAAAAGAUCCAAAAAGGAGCUUUGCAAGAGUUGGUUGACCCAUGCCUUGGGUUUGAAUCGGAUCACGCAACAAGGAGGAUUGUAACAUUGGUUGCAGAGUUAGCAUUUCGUUGUCUCCAACAUGAGAAGGAAUUGAGACCUUCUAUGGACGAGGUAUUGGAAAUUUUAAUGGUGACUAGGGGUGAGGAGUACAAGGUGGAUAACCCAAUUAAGGUGAUGGACAUUAAUCUAGCAAGUUAUGAUGAUGAACAGCUGCCCAAGAACAUACCACCGCCACCAGCUUCACCCGAUUAUGGGACUCAGAAAUUAAUUAGCCCGUCAACUACGCCGAGUACCAAUGGUUAA